UGUUGUCAUCGUGCGAGAGCACGCGCAUGGUCAGUUACACGGGGAAGUGAAUAACACGGUGAGCCCAGACCUGCAGGUUUCCAAGACGUUCUGCACGAAUUUCCGUGUAUUUUGAUUCCAUAAAAUUGGGUUAUUGGAUUUUUAUUCUGUAGGUAAUUGGGGGUUGACCGGUGUUAGUCCAUGUCUGGCAGUGUUCCAUUAAAAACCUGUAACAUCAACAUUUACAUGGAACCGGAAAAAAAGACAGAUGUUAAAGCCACUGGCCCCAAUGAGAAUGGAGAAGCUAAAGUUAAAGUGGAGAACACCGAAGAUGGUACAACUACAGUUCUGGAAACAAGUGGUAAAACUCAAAAUGUAGAUGACUCACAUGCAGAGAAUAAAGAAAAUAAUGAAGUUACAACUGAAAAUGUAGACAGUGUGCCUGCAGAUGAUAAAGAAAACAAGGAAGAGACAGCUGAAAAUUCAGACAAUGGGCAAUCAGCUGGUAAAGAAAACAAGGAGAAUGAAGCUCAAAAUGUAGACAACAGAAAAAUAGAUGAUAAAGAAGACAUGGAAGUUAAUGAUAUCAAUGAAGAGCGAGAGGUGACUCCAGAAUCUAGUGAAUUCAUAGAGUUUGAGUUUUCUCCAAUAAAGAAAGAAUCUUCUGUAAGAAGAGACCGCAGUUCGAGUCCUGAUGCGGAAGCUGUCCUUGACCAGCUGUAUGAGGCUGCGCAGAGUGGAGAUUCGGGUAAAUUGUGUAAUUUGAUGUUUUCUGAUACAGAGAUGGCUGGUCAAGAAACCCAGGAUGAAAACGAAAGCAGAAGAGAAAAAUCUGGAGAAAAGGCUGCGAGGAAUAGUCAUGACAUUAAUCAAAAUAGAGCCAUAAUUAACUUACUGAAAAGAAAAACUCCUAUUGAAAAAGAACGUAUUGUAGCUGACUUUGAGUCUUCUAAGAGGCAAAGAGUGGAACCCGAGAAAGUGAUCGAUUUUACAAAUGUGAAAAAUAUACGAAAUCUCGGAACUCUGCCUAUAGGGAAUUUAGUGACUGUUUUACCGGAAGAACCUAAAAGUAAGUUUUAUGUGAGGAGAAAAAAUCCUUACAGAACCCCAACACCCCCAAAUCUUUCCCCAACGGCACCACCUGUUUACAAACCAAGAAUGACUGUUCAAAAUGUACUGAAUAAUUUACCUCCUCCAGCUCCAAGUAGUAAGCAACAAAAAGAGCCACCUGGUAAUCAGAAUGUUGAAAGGAAUUUAAUUGAUUAUUCCGUGCUUACAAAGGCUUUAACAAAGACACUUGAGAGUAAGCUUCAAGAAGGAGAAGACAAUGAUGUUAAGAUUGUAAUUUUUUGUAACAACAAGCCAAUUCAGUCAUUUUCUGUAAGAAGUAAUGCGAAACAGGGAGUAGGUGCACCUCCGAUACCAAACUUACCACCUUCCAUGCUUCCCCCAGCUUCAGCAUCCUUGUCUAAUCAUGCAACUCAAAAACUUUUGAAGAUGCCAGUAGAUACAGUGACGAACGUAAAUGACAUCUUGGCACAGAAUCCGACAUAUUUGUCGAAGCAAAUAAAUCAAAAUCUGGGGCUGUCUCCAAACAACAUUCCAACUAUUGGUGAUGUGAAGGCGAUAUUAGAGAGGAAUAGAAGGAUUGCAAAUGAGAGCUUGGCAAAGUUUUCAACACCCCGUACAAAAACCAAACGCAUUCCUGAUGAACACUUAGCAAUGUUGCUAAAGGAGUUACAAAAAAGUGAUUCUGACACUGAUAAUAGUGCACUUGCGGAACCAAAACACUCUGAUUCUAAAAAGAAGGAUAGUAACAUGGGCGAAGACUUGGAGGAAAAAAAUCUGGUGAUAAAUGACUCUGUCACAACUGAUGAAAACUGUAAUGGAAGUGUAGAUGAGGUACAGUGUGACCAGUGUCAGAAGGUAUUCAAGCAGCAGAGAUACUUGAAUCGGCACAAAAUUCGAGUGCACAGCAGCUCAAAGCAGGCAGGUCAACAGUCAGAACAAGUUUCAAGUCCACAAGAGCAAUCUCAGCCUGAAUUAGUAAAUAAUAAAACUAUUGAAGAUCUGUUGGCAACACCAAGCGAAAACACAAUUGGGAAUGCAAACUGUAUUCCACAUAAAGACACAAAUGGAACAUUUGAAGGUGAAAAACUGGAUGGAACAGUUGAAGAACUUGAUACAUCUAUUGUAAAAACUGAGCCUGUGUCCGAGUAUGAAGAUCAGGAAAUUCAGAAGUUACUAGCAGACGACAAUGUGCUGAAUCUUCUUGAAACAGCUGAUAAAAAUAAGCGCUCCCUAUUUAAUCAGGAGAGUCAACCCCACGGAGUAUGUGCAAAAGACCUUCUCAAUCCAAAUUAUAAGGCAAAAUCUUAUUCUUAUGACUACAGGCCUCCAGUAACGGAGGAAGGGUUAGUUGAACCUGUUUAUGUAUGCGAACAAUGUGGAAAGUUUUAUCGGGCAAGAAAGACUUUGAAGGAUCACUUCCUGCGCGAGCACGCCAAAGACAAAGACGAUGAACCUCUGUAUUUGUAUAUAACUGGAAACAAGUACCAGUGUCCCAUCUGCUUCAAUAAUUACCAUUCCGGGAGUGAGUUGGUCAGUCACACAAAGAAACAUACAGGAGAACUACGUAGUGUCUGUAAACUCUGUGGAAAGGUGUACUCGUCCGUCCAUGUGCUACGACGACACAUCGACAAUAUACACUCCGACGUGAAGCCGCGUCCGUUUCAGUGCGAGUUGUGUGAAUAUGCAGCAUCAAAUAAGUGGCACCUAAAGGAGCAUUACAGAAGACAUACAGGUGAGCAACCGUACAAGUGCCCAGUGUGUGUUAAGUCUUUCAGUCAUCAAGGGACCAUGAACAGACAUUGCAAAACAAUACAUAAAAUAGAAAUUCCAUCACAGAGACCAUAUGUGAGAAACAAUAUUUUAGACCUGCCUGACUUACCAACGGAUACAGCAGUAGCAGAUGGAAUUCCAACAAACGAGGAGUUGAAUCUUUUGUGUUCAGAGACAGAGCUGCCAGAGAACUCUUCAGAGUCGGAGAAAGAUUUAGACCUGGAUCUCUCCAUUGUCAAAACUGAACCACAGGAGGUUGAUGUUGAAUGAAUAAGUGCACAAGUUUCUGGCAAGUUGUCAAGACGAUCUAUGAAGCAUUUCUGUGAAGAUUUAAUAUUAAACGGGAAUAGAGGAGUGGCUGUGACUGCUGUAGGAGGAGCCUGCUUAAAAGAAAUAUGUGUAUUUUGUAUUUCUUUUACUGCUCUUUAUUGUAGGGAGUAUUAAAUAUUUUGAAUGACUUCCUGUUUGAAACAAAUAUACUGUUACACAGAUGAAUAUUCUUAGUAAUAAUAGGAGGCAUUUUCUGCUAUGAUCUUGUGACAGAAUAUCUGCCUAUUUCUCAAAGAGGAUUUGUUAAUUCUUAAGCAAUUAUUGUCAACUGUCUAUUCCAGCAUUCUGUAACAGUGUUUAACUGAAGGGUAUAGAAUUACUGGUCUUGUUGUAGUUUUGCCAGUGCACGGGUACUAAA
This is a messenger RNA of Mercenaria mercenaria, 3508 nucleotides long. Its product is annotated as zinc finger protein 532-like. The coding region runs from base 181 to 3090 and encodes 969 amino acids. The transcript has 6 exons. The record is from RefSeq and is a predicted model, not a curated record. Lineage: Eukaryota; Metazoa; Mollusca; Bivalvia; Venerida; Veneridae. Gene Ontology annotation, biological process: regulation of DNA-templated transcription. Gene Ontology annotation, molecular function: RNA polymerase II cis-regulatory region sequence-specific DNA binding; DNA-binding transcription factor activity, RNA polymerase II-specific.